This is a messenger RNA of Mangifera indica (mango), 1969 nucleotides long. RefSeq names its product beta-glucuronosyltransferase GlcAT14B-like. Gene Ontology annotation, molecular function: glucuronosyltransferase activity. Gene Ontology annotation, cellular component: membrane. Bases 200 to 1468 code for a protein of 422 amino acids. The transcript has 4 exons. Lineage: Eukaryota; Viridiplantae; Streptophyta; Magnoliopsida; Sapindales; Anacardiaceae. The record is from RefSeq and is a predicted model, not a curated record.
AGUUUUCACUCAUAUAGCCCAGAUAAAAAACCAGAACAAAGAUUACGUACAGAGAUCCAAUUCCAGCCCCACCUUUUAAUUCAAUUGAUCCUUUAACAAGUCAAAUCAACGCUCUUACUCAGCACCUUUCGUUUCCACUUUCAUGAAUUAACAUUCUCACUCUCUUCAUUUUUUUAUGAUUCCCCUAAUCUAAAGCUAAAUGGAGAAUAACAACAACAAUAUCAAGCCACAGAAGAAGCAAAAAUGGUUCUUGUCGCUUGUUUUUUCACUCUUGCUAUCCACUCUUCUCAUAGUAGUUAGUGUUUCCUUUUCUUCAAACUCCUCAAGGUUUUACAACCGCGCCCAUGUACAAAACCCACGUCCCAAAUUCGUUGAACAAAAGCUGCACAUUUUACCCACGUCUUCUGAGAAGAUACCGAGAUUGGCGUACUUGAUUUCGGGAUCAAAGGGAGAUGGGAAUAGCUUGAGGAGAACAUUGAAGGCGUUGUAUCAUCCCAGGAAUCAGUAUGCGGUUCAUUUGGAUUUAGAGGCGUCUGUUGAGGAAAGAAUGGAGCUGGCGAGUUUUGUUGAAAGUGAGCCGCUUUUUAAGCAAGUGGGUAAUGUGCGGAUGGUUCUGAAGGCUAAUUUGGUGACUUAUAGAGGCCCUACUAUGGUUACUAACACGCUUCAUGCGGCCGCCAUUUUGUUCAAGGAAGGUGGAGACUGGGAUUGGUUUAUUAAUUUAAGUGCUUCCGAUUAUCCACUGGUCACACAAGAUGAUUUGCUCCAUAUAUUGUCAACUAUUCCACGAGAUCUUAAUUUUAUUGAGCAUACCAGUGACAUCGGUUGGAAGGAGCAUCAGAGAGCCAAGCCUCUUAUAAUUGAUCCAGGGUUGUAUAGCGUACGAAAAUCCGAUGUCUUCUGGGUCACACAGAAAAGGAGUGUUCCAACUGCAUAUAGGCUAUUUACAGGUUCUGCGUGGAUGAUGCUCUCACGUCCCUUCAUAGAAUACUGUUUGUGGGGGUGGGAUAAUCUUCCUAGGAUAGCCCUUAUGUAUUAUGCCAACUUUCUAUCUUCACCCGAAGGGUAUUUUCACACGGUUGUCUGUAAUGCUGAAGAGUUCCGGAAUACUACUGUAAACCAUGACCUCCAUUUCAUAUCUUGGGACAACCCUCCUAAACAACACCCACAUUUCCUCACUACCAAUGAUUAUCAGAGGAUAGUUGAGAGCAAUGCUCCCUUUGCAAGGAAAUUUGGCAGGAACGAGCCAGUUCUUGACAAGAUUGAUUCUGAGCUGCUGGCUCGCAAUGCUGAUGGAUAUGUCCCUGGUGGAUGGUUCAAUAAAGAAAAAAAUUCAAACUUGAGUGCUCCACAGCAUUUCAUGACAAACACCAGUGAACUUAGGCCUGGUCCUGGUGCUGAAAGGCUAAAACGCCUUAUCACUGGUUUACUAUCAGCUGAAGAUUUUCAUAAAAACCACUGCACCUGACACCAAAAUUCCAGCGAAGAUUGCAGUACAGGUAAGAACCAUGUAGGAAUUAAAGGGGAAGAGAAAUUACUUCCUCCCCAGAGUAUAAGUUAUAUCUUUUCCAAUUUUUACUUGCUAAAAUUUGCUUUGGUAACUAUAGUGGUUGAUGCUGGAGUUAAAUGUAGUGUUUAUUAGUCUGUAUAAUCUAUGAAAAGUGUCAUGGAUUCAUGCAUCACCAACACCAAGCCACGAAAGCUGUUGGAUGCCUAUAAACUUGGCCUUGCAUGCGUCAUUUUAUCAUAGAGCAAUGUUAUGUGUUUUAGCAUAUAGUUAGGUUAAUAAAUAAUGUGUCAUCGCAUAUGAUAGUGCUGUAUGUCUCACUCCAUUUUGGAUUCCUACUUUAGUCCAAAGCGCUAGAUAUCAGAAUUAUGGCCUGUUGUCUUUAAUAAUUAUUGCCACAUACCGACUAUGUACUUCUUAUUUUUGCUUUGACAACCUAAGAGAAAGGCCUUUUUGGAAUCA